This is a messenger RNA of Bemisia tabaci, 4839 nucleotides long. Its product is annotated as F-box and WD-40 domain protein 7. Gene Ontology annotation, molecular function: ubiquitin binding. Gene Ontology annotation, cellular component: nucleus; cytoplasm. The record is from RefSeq and is a predicted model, not a curated record. Lineage: Eukaryota; Metazoa; Arthropoda; Insecta; Hemiptera; Aleyrodidae. Gene Ontology annotation, biological process: proteasome-mediated ubiquitin-dependent protein catabolic process; ubiquitin recycling.
CGUUCCUCGGGGACAAAAAAAAGUGGAAAAAAAAAACAUUGAAUUCUCCCUAUCAAAAUCGGGGAAUCGCAGCAAUUUCAAUUUGUGACAAGUAAUAUGAUUCCCAAUUCAAACUGUAAACUAAAAAAAUGUUCAUCCUCCUGUAUUAGUUCUGAUAAUAAUCUCGGUGAAAGUGAGUGUAAAUGCAGUACCUCGGAAACCGUCUCCGGAUCGGACCUCAAAAGCUGUGCUGACCGUUUGAGUGGUGAAACCAGUGAAACCUCUGGCGAAAUCGAGGAGAAAAGCGAUCAGGUUCAAGGAAUAACGCAAGAUAUUAGUACCAGCACUGUGAAUUCCGAUUUUGACGAUUGUCCAUGCUCCAUUAAUUUAGGAUCAGCUCACAACAAUGAAUUGGAUGCCGACAUGGAAGCGGACAAUGUGAGCGCUCAGCUGGACCUCGACGCCUCUGGGAGUGAUUCUGAACUCUCUGACAGUUCCUCUGAGUGCAACGGCGAUCUACAAGAUAGCUUAAAUUCAUCAUUACCAAAUAGUCCUCUCUCUGAGUCUCAGAAAAAGCGUAAAGGUGAUGCUCACGAUGAGGAUGGGCCCUGUAAAAAGAUGAACGUAGAUGCUUGCGCAAGUCAUGUAGAGAAAAGUAAAUUACCAAGAAAUAUUAUUCCAUCUAAAGAUAACCCUCCGCCUGAAAUGGUCGAAUGGCUUUCCACAUUUCAGAAAUGGUCAAAUGCUGAACGUAUGCUUGCAAUUGACCAGUUAGUAACUUCUUGCGAACCAACCCAAGUCCGAUACAUGAUGCAAUUAAUAGAACCGCAACUUCAACGGGAUUUUAUCUCCCUUCUGCCCAAAGAAUUGGCGCUGUACGUUUUGUCAUUUUUGGAGCCCAGGGAUUUACUUCGCGCUGCUCAAACAUGUCGCAACUGGCGAUUCCUAGCAGAAGACAAUCUUCUAUGGCGAGAAAAGUGUCUUGAAGCUGGGAUUGAACCAGAACCUGCACAGAUCAUGUCAAAAAGAAGUAGACAUAGAAUUGGAAAUAAUUCUAACUCACCUUGGAAGACUGCUUUUAUUAAACAACACACUGUAGAAAUGAACUGGAGACUGCGACCAAUCAGGGAGCCUCGUGUGCUCAAAGGACAUGAUGAUCAUGUGAUCACGUGUUUACAGUUCUCUGAAAGUAGGAUCGUCAGUGGCUCUGAUGAUAAUACGCUUAAAGUUUGGUCUGUGACCUCUGGCAAAUGUUUGCGAACAUUAAUUGGUCAUACGGGAGGAGUAUGGUCUUCCCAAAUGUCAGGAACAACCAUUAUUAGUGGAUCCACGGACAGAACAUUGAAAGUGUGGAACGCCGAGUCAGGUCAUUGCCUUCACACUCUUUACGGACAUACCUCAACAGUGCGUUGCAUGCAUCUUCAUGGCAACAUAGUUGUUAGUGGAUCCAGAGAUGCAACUUUGCGCGUUUGGCAAGUAGAUACGGGUGAAUGCCUUCAUGUACUAGUCGGACACCUGGCGGCAGUGCGGUGUGUCCAGUAUGAUGGCAAAUUAGUUGUUAGUGGCGCGUAUGAUCACAUGGUCAAAGUCUGGAACCCAGAACGAGAGGAAUGUCUGCAUACUCUUCAAGGACAUACUAAUCGAGUAUACUCCCUUCAGUUUGAUGGAAAGCAUGUCGUGAGUGGUUCUUUGGAUACGAGCAUACGAGUUUGGGAAGUGGAAAGUGGUGCUUGCAGACACACGCUAAUGGGUCAUCAAUCCCUCACGAGUGGAAUGGAGCUCCGCAAUAACAUUUUAGUCAGCGGGAACGCCGAUUCAACUGUCAAAGUCUGGGAUAUUUUAACGGGUCAUUGUCUUCAAACUCUUUCAGGUCCAAAUAAACAUCAAUCAGCAGUCACGUGUUUGCAGUUCAACUGUCGAUUUGUCAUCACAUCAUCAGAUGAUGGUACUGUCAAACUUUGGGAUGUUCGAACAGGUGAAUUUAUCAGGAACUUAGUCGCUCUGGAAAGUGGAGGCAGUGGAGGUGUAGUGUGGAGAAUUAGGGCUAACAAUACUAAAUUAGUCUGUGCAGUAGGAAGUCGUAAUGGCACUGAGGAAACAAAAUUACUCGUUUUGGAUUUUGACUUUGAGUCUACGUAGUAAGACCUUUACUUUUUAGUUCUAAAGAAAAAUAUUUGUUAAGACAAUGCGCGUUAUUUAAUUAUUUAUCGUUUGUAUUACUAUCUUGAUUAUUAUGUUUUACUCUUCAUUGCCCCCUUCUUACGGUCUUGUCGUUCGGUUUGAAUUCAUUGGAGUACAAUGAAACUUGAAGCUUUCUCAAAUAACUCUUCAAAUAUUUGUCGAAUGGAUCUUGAUCUAAUUAUUUUUACACAGAUGAUCACAACUACCACGGGUAAAAUUUGGUGGUCGCAGAGUUAUUUAGUUUUAUAACUGUUUUUUUUUUCUUGUCUUUUUUUUGUUUUUAUCGUAAUUUAUUUUAAUCGGUUUUUUGAGCUCUAUCAAGUAUUAAGCGUUCCCUUUUCCUCUCUUUCUCUUUUAACUUUUAUUGUUUCUUGUUUUUUGUUUUGUAUGUGAAUAGGCGUUAGAGUUAUCGCUGCCUUAAUCGUUGCCUUUCUGAUGUAAGAGUGGAUCUCAAUUUCCACUCGAGCCUUGUGCUCUGUGUAACUCAAUGCUUUCCGCAGCUCAUGUGGAAAUAGAGAUAAGCCUGUGUCACACUAUCAAAGCCAGCCAUCAAAAUAUCAAAGUCAAGUGUUGUGAUUGGCUUAUUUGAUGACUCGGACCAAUCACAGCACUUGACCUUGACAUUUUGAUGGAGUAUUUUAAUAGUGUGACACAGGCUAUGUGCUCUUACAUCAGAGGAGUGACAAAACGUGGCAGUCUUUCAAACCAAUCUUUUUCUGCUCAUUGCAGUUCUGUAAUCUUUUUUCCCCCUUUGUUGGUUAACCCUUUCCCCUGUAACACUCAGCGAUUUGUUGACUUUGGCAAAUCAAUUAUCUCUCAGUCAGGUAAAAUUUUCUAAAAAUCUAAGGACUGUCACCCAUUCUCUCCGUAAAGAGAACAGAAAUUAAUAGAACUUGCUUAAAAGCUCAAAAUCUCUAAUUUUUACUGAACUAUCUGCGGUUAGCAGUGUUUUGUCUUAGCUUAUUUGGUGAAAAUUCAAAUGAAUGUUUCAUGGGUUGCAAAUCUAUGUGUUAUCGGAACAUUAAUAUUAGUUGUUGAAAAAUAUCUAGCAAUGACUCGGCCAAUAUGGUCUUUGCUGUUUUGCAACAAUUAUCCGAAGGUUAGAAAAUUUUAAUUUCUAUCCACUUUCUUUGGAAAUUUUUCCUGUCUUAGUUCAGCUUUUUACAUUUAGCCUCAUAAAUUUAUGAUUCUCCUUUCCCAUUUCUACAUUUUUGUCUGAAGUUAUUUUACCUACCUCUAAUCGUCAGCGUUUAGCUUGAGGUCAAGUUUUUUAUUUCAGUGGACCACUAGAUACAAUAAGAAUUGGAGCACCCUGAGAUAUGUUUCCUCAUUAACUUUUCAUGAAAAAUGAGUUGACCCCAUUUUAAAAGGCCAUUAUCAGCUUGCUAGUAAGAAAUUCAGGGUCAUAAUUUUAAAUUGAAAUACUUAAUUAAUUUUCAGCUUGCAAAGAAACUCUGAUCAAUGCUGAACAAAUCAACUGUUAAAAACUGAAUAACAAAUCAGGCAAAUACCUAGACUUUUGCUCAUCAAAAAUCUCCCUCCUCCGUCAAUGUUCAGAAAUCCAAAAUUGUCAAGACUUUUCAGCUCAUUGAAAACAUUAAUUACUUGCGAAGCAUACUGAAAUUAAUUUUGUGAUUGACUUAAGUCAAUUAGAUCUAAGUUUUCUGGUGAAAGGGAAGUUGAAAGUAACGAUUUCAGAAAACCUGUUAUCUUGCUUUACUAGUUAAAUCCACACAUUUUUAAUUUUUUCUUCGUGCCCUUGAAAUUUUGGUGAGAAAACAUAUACUUUGGUGCCGAGUUUUUGACAUUGUCUAGUAGUCCAUUUGUGUACCUACUUGUUGGUUACUUGCUCCUCAUUUUUUGAAUCAUUCUUUUUGUGCAUGAGUAUUUUUAAACCCUGUAUAAUCAUUUCGGGGGUCUUGUAAGGGAUUUCAGGGCACUGCGGUUCUCAUCUGGAAAUAAUCGUUUUCAGACAAAUUUGAUCAGACCUGCUGCCAGCCACAGAUAAAAGACCUGUAACACGUUCAGAUUAAAUAUCUAAAGAUAGGGUUUAAUUUUGUCAUUUUACUCGACGUUCUGAAAUUUUCUAAAAGUUUCUAUUCUCUAUCAUGGAGAAAUAUGAUGUAGAAGAAAAUGAACAGUUAAAGAUUUAAUAAGCAAUUCUUGUCGUUUUACAGCUCUUAAUUUAAAGGCUCAUAAUGCUAUCUGUUCAGAAAAUGUAGGCUCAGAAUUCUGUUAAUAUUUUUGAGUUGUUUCUUUCUGUCGAAAAUAGGAAUGAAAUAUUUUCGAUCAGAGCUCAAUUUUCUCUCUGACUUGAAAAUUCCUUGCAAAGAAAUUCAGGGUAUUUAUUCCUGUGGCUGGUCACAGAUAUUUUAUUUUAUAAUGAUUAAAUCUUAAAUUAGAAUUAUUCCUUCCAAGGAAUUUGACUUGACUGUAAGAGAUCCUGUAAAUCCAGCAGAAUCAUAUUCUAUUUUGUAGUAAAAAUAAGUUGACCUUCCAACACUUGGAAUACAUCUAACAGUGUUAAAAGUUUUACGUUAAUAGAUUUUUUUUCCCUGUAAAAUGAAAGACCUUUUGUGAAGGACCAGUUUGAGAACUGUUUACUUAUUCUGUUUAAGUUACAUAUUUUCAGAUCUAUUUUAGAGCUUUUUCUCUGUUCAGUUUUUUACUCGCGCUCCU